AUGGAAGAGAUACGAAAUAAUUUUGAAAUAAAAAUUGAAAAAUUAAAAAAAAAACAUAGUAAUGCUAAUAAAAAUCGACAAAAUGAAAUAGAUAAAUACAUUAAGAAACUAAAUGACCAUAUCAAAGUAGAAUUCAAUGAGAACAAGAUUAAUGAUGAUAAAUUCAUUCAAAAUAUUGUGGCUAAUAAAAUGGAAGAGAUACAAUAUAAUUUUGAAAUAAAAAUUGAAAUUUUAAAAAAAAGACAUUAUGAUACUAGAUUUAUGAGAAUAGCAGGUUUUAGACAAGCUGAAGAUGAAUUUAAACUAGCUAAAAAAACUGAAGAUGAAUUUAAACAAGCUGAAGAUAAAUAUCUGAAAAUUCUAAAUUGUUUAUUUAAAGUUGCUUGCGCAUCUGAUGAUUAUGUAGGAAAUAAUCUUACUAAAAGUCAAGCUUACUUGGUGGUUUUGGCUGCAAACAAAAUAUUAACGACAAAGGAUGAAGUUUUAGAAAGAGAUGAUGAAAAGGAAAAAGAAAAACUUCAAAAAUCCUUGAAAUUAAUUGAAGUAAUUCGCAAAAAUAAUGAAAAACGUGAAACAAAAUCAUCUAAAAAUGAAUACGAUUUUCUGAAAGAAAUUUUGGAUUUUUUAAAUCGAGAAAAAUUUAAAGAAAAAUUUAGUUUAAUUAGAAGUUCCGGGAGUAAAAAUAUACUCAUUCAAAAUGAAAGCGAACAUUGCUUUAACUAUAUUUUAGAUGAAAAUGAUUAUUACGGCCAAUUUUCUUUUCAAAAGUUUCGUUGCCGUCAUUCUUUCGAUCAUUCAUCUCAAAUACCUUUAUUUGAUUAUAUAAAAGAUCGAAUGUUUGUUGUAUCUCUGCCGCGUGGUUUAAUCAAUGGAGGUCCAGUUGGAAUAUAUAUUCAGUGGGAUUAUAAAGAAUCGCGCAAAGAAAAAUCACACACAAACGUCAAGGAUUCAUAUAUUGGGAAACUAGAAUAUAAGCGUGAUGAUGACAGUAAUUUACAAAAUUAA
This is a messenger RNA of Dentiscutata heterogama, 1005 nucleotides long. Lineage: Eukaryota; Fungi; Glomeromycota; Glomeromycetes; Diversisporales; Gigasporaceae. The record is from the annotation of a GenBank genome assembly.